CUCGAGACCCAGCGGAACAACGCAGAAGCGCUGGCGCACCAGGCGGCUCACCAGCUCACCGUCAGCCUGCACGACGCGCUAGCUGAGGUCAGUAGUGACGUGCGAGAUAUCCUCCCUGUCAGCGCGGCUCGAGACCCAGCGGAACAACGCAGAAGCGCUGGCGCACCAGGCGGCUCACCAGCUCACCGUCAGCCUGCACGACGCGCUAGCUGAGGUCAGUAGUGACGUGCGAGAUAUCCUCCCUGUCAGCGCGGCUCGAGACCCAGCGGAACAACGCAGAAGCGCUGGCGCACCAGGCGGCUCACCAGCUCACCGUCAGCCUGCACGACGCGCUAGCUGAGGUACAAAGGCUAAAGGAGGAGUUGGAAUCAAAAGACAAGCAGUUGGUACGGGCAAAACAGAAUUUGGAAGAAAAGGAAAAGCUGAAUGAGCGGCAUCAAGCGUUAUAUGGAAACUCAUGUAACCCCAAAGACAAGGUGAUCAUCCUAGAACGUGAACUCUCCGCCGCACAGACACGCAUCGGUCAGCUGGAAGCUCUAGCCAAGAGUCUAGAACAGGAUAAAGAUGAGCUGCAAGCGACCUUACGCGACCACCAGAGCGCUUUGGCCGAGCGAGAGGAGCAGCUGCAGGAGAUCAUGGCUCUCAAACUGGACGAAGACCAAAAAGAAGACGAACCAGAAGGCAAAACCUCUGCCAGAACCCUCAGCGAUAUCGUCUCCAUCUCCGAGUUCGAUGAACAAGACCUUCAAAUGCGACGCGCAGAACUCAAAGCACACAACCUUAGUCUCUCCGGCAUACCUUACGACACUAGAGAUAAAACACAAAACAGGACUUUACCUCCCGAUGUAUCCAAGCCCAACAUGAGCUCUCUCAACCUUGACUUUAUCGACCACUUCGAUCUACCCAACUUCACUCCGCGAGCUGAAUCACUACCGCUAACAUCCACCCAGAACAAAGACAGGUUCAAGAGAAACGUCAAUGAAACUACCGUCUUCGGCACUGCGGAGAAAUUUGACGCUAAACAUUCUACAGCUCAGAAUAUACCUGAUAACUGCUCUCUAUAUCCAAAUAGAGAGGUAGAUGAAAGCAAAGAUGUUAGCGUUGCUCCGAAGAAGAUUGACUUCUCAGCUGAAGCUUCUCAUGAUAACAGAAGCCAAGACGAAGAGUUUACGUCACUAAGAGAGCUAGGCAUCACUCUUGAUAUCAGACAGGAGAACUUCCCAGAUAUACUAACUCAGUUGAAACAUGAAAUCAAAAAGUCUAGGACUGAACUUGAUACUUGCAAAUCGGAGUUGAAAAACGCAGAAGAACAGUUAUGUGAGUUCCCAGCUCUUAAAGAAGAGGUGGAGGAGUUAAAAGGCCUGCUAGAAAACACUAUGGCUACCAUGGAGAAUGAUAAGAAAUUCUACGAAAAUCAACUAGAACAUUUCUCUUCAAAUAAAACUCUGUUAGAACAAAGAGUUGAUGAACUAACGCAAGAAGUCAAUGAGAAAUCAAAAGACUUACACCUGCUUAAAGAAGAUAUUCUCAGGAGAGAAAAUAUGAUACUAGAACUAGCUAAAGAAAAACGUAAUUUAACCAACAAAUUGACUGAACUAGAAGUCAAAAUUGACGAAAUACAGAGCAGAAAUAACUCUUUAGAAAAAUGUGAAACUGAAAACCGCAUUUUGAAAGAGAAGAUUUCGGAACUACAGAAACUUGAACAAUUAGUUUCUGAGAAGAAUCAACAAAUUGACAGUUUAAACCAACACUUAGAUAGAUUAGACGACAUGCAGAGACGCCUUAAUGACAAAACAGAAGAACUAGAAAACUUAAAAGAGGCAUUUGAAGAGAAAUCAAAUGAAUUAUUCAGACUACAAGACACCAUUGACGCUCAACAUCGCGACAUCGACAAAAUAAACGAAGACAAUAACAAUUUAAACAUAACUAAUAAAGAACUAAAACUCAAACUAACUAAACUAGAGAAAGAACAAGAGAACGCAUCACUUAAACUACAAAACAGCGAAACUGAACUAGAAAGAGUGAACUCGCUAAACAACGAACUAACAGCUAAAAUAGAAGAGCUAAAAGAUCUAACAGACAGGCUUAAAGAUAAGGAGACAGAGAUAGAUAUACUGAAUGAAGAUAUAAACUCGUAUCAUGAAGAGAUAGCGUCUCUAAAGGAGCAGAUGAAGAUGGUGUCCCGCAGUCCGUCUCCGAAGAGUAAGAACGAAAAGACGGACAGACAGGCGAGCAACGAUAAGAGGCAGCUGGCCAAGAUUAGGAAGCAGAUAUCGCUGCUGCAGCAUGAACUGGACUUUAAUAGGAAAGAACUCAAUGAUAAGGCCUUCGAGCUAGCCAAAGCCAAGUUAGACGUGACAGAACUACGCAACAGCCUAUCACAAGCGAGCAAGCAAGCUGCCGACGGGGAGGAGUACAAACAACAAAUGGAGGCAGUCAGAGCGGAGAGGGACAGAUUAGCUGAACAACUACAAGCAGUGUCUGAGAGAAUACGGGAAGAGUCAGAUAUGGCCGAGCUGAAAAUGAAACUGCACGAGAAAACUGACAAGUGCCAGGAGCUGGAAGCCGAGAUCCAAGAUUUGAAAGAUCUAGUAGACAGGCUUCGCGAAACCGGACAGCAAUGUCCGUCCGACCAACGCGCGCUGGUCGUGAGCGGCACGAGGUCCCCGACCGCCGAACUAGAACGCGCGCUGCGGGACCAACUCAACUACUCGCACCAACUCGACCAGGACAUUAUAGAACAGAUUCUUUCAGGCAGUAGCGACGAACACGAAGACAUUCCGAGACUCGCUUUAAACUCUUCCAAAUCAUCAAGCUCGAUCCACUCGACGUCAUCAGAUCGAAUGAACCGUCUCAAAUCUGAGAAUGACAAACUGGUCAUGCAGGUCAAUAAUCUAGAAGCUAGGCUGAAGGAUAAAGACGCGCUCAUCACGGAACUCAAUAGAAUACGUGACAAGUUAGUGCAAGAUUGGCAGGCAGCUAAACUCCGCCUGCAGGCAGAAAAGGACAACUGCGGACGGCUACAGCUGUUACUGCUCACACACAAGGAGAGCGCAGAAACUUUACAGAACCAAGACUCGAACAUGAUCCAGAUCCUGAAGAAGCGUCUAGAGAGCGCGAUGCAGUCCGAGUUGGAGCUCCAACAGCGAGAGGCGCAGCACAAAGCGCGCCUCGCUACGCUCGAGAGGCAACUCGCGCCCUCCGCCCACGGGGAGCCUAGUGCCCAGCUGCUGCAAGCAGAGCAAGAGAAUUCAGAACGGCUUCGCGGCGAGAUCUCCCUCCUCAAGUCCAAACUAGAAGUGGAAAGAACGAGAGCGGGCGACACACAGGCCUUACUCGACCACAGCAAAGCGCACUUCCAAAAGGAGCUAGACGCCAAGACCGAACAGUGUCAUGCGCUGAGGACCGAGUUAGCUGAGCUUAGAAGACUCAAACAUGACGCUGGCGUCGAGUUGCUGCGAGCGAAAGAGUUGCUGAACAUCCAGAGCGGCGCCAUCUCCGAAUUAGAACAGAAACUGGCGGCGCAAGCGCAGAAGCAGAGACCUAUCAAUGAUGCUCUGACGGAGAUUGAGUCUCACAAAACGGAGUUAGCACGCGAAAUAACCAAUCUCCGAGUACUAGUAACUAGUCCUGAACUGGCCGCAUUACGCGACGCGAGGCAAGAGUUAUCUUCGCGAGUCGACGCGCUACAAACUGAGCUGCGAGCGACCAAUAAAGGGACGGAAGAAAAGGACCAGGCUAUUCGUUACCUGCAUAACCGCUGCCUGAAACUGGAGAGCUGUCGCAAGGCCCUCGUGUGGCAGAAGAGGUAUCUCCAACGAGUGGUGGCCGGCUACAACGAACUGGAACGUAGCCUGCGACUAACCCGCGCGCCUGAACAAAGCACCGGCAAGAAGAGGUUCAAAUGCGUGGCUACGUGUGUGAUCGUGGUGCUCCGCAUGGGUUUCCUAGUGCGACGGCGCGCGCAGCUCCGCGCGCUGUCCGCCACCGCUAUCCUGCGCCCGCGCACCGACAACACCCCGUCCACGCCGAGGCCCGCCGACAGCACGCCGACGGCGUCGCGGCCCCGCGCGCGCGCGCGCGACGCGCUAGUUCGCCGCGUGCUCGACCACGACCGGACACUGCAGUCCCCGUCUACUCCACAGCUGGGUGACUUCAUCCGCCGGUCCUACAGCUCUAACUCACAACACGACGACUCCUUCGGGCUAAGUACUCCUCGCGGCGGCGCGUCAGCGUACCUGGACAAGCUCGGGCUCGUGAGCCGCUGCCUCGACCACGCCAUGGAUGCCUCGCGCGACGUGCCCUGAUCACAUCGCCUCACGUCACCAUAGCUAGUGACGUCACAACACCGAAUGUGACGUCAUUACACCGGGCGUAGCGUAGAGUCGUCACCACGCCGAACGGUGUGAAGACGUGACGUCACUUCACCGAGCGGUAUGAACACGUAACGUCAUGACACAGGGCGUAGCGCAGCAAGUCGCGAAGUGACGUCACGCAGCGCUUCAUGAUCCUUGGCGAACGUUCCUGGCCUUUACGCUAAGUCUGUAGCGACUAAAGGUCGGUUGCACCAGACUGCCUAUCACCACUAAAGAGUCCGCUAAAUUUUAUCGUAUGGGAAGUUUCAUACUUUGUUUGACGUUAAUUGUUGAAUAUGUUUGGUGCAACUGGGCCUAAGUUGUAACAACGUAUUGCAGUGCCAUACUUGUACGGACUUAGCUUGAACGAGAGCAUAAUUAGUCGUGACUAUUUAUUUUCAAAUGAGUCGAGGCUGAUUGUGUCAGGAUUGAGUUCGUAUCAUGAGGUCAUUUAAAAAUAUCGCCAGUCACCAAGUCUUGAAGGUUUCACUUCUAUUUUAGACUAACCAAAUGUUGGUUUUGUUGGCUGGCGAAUUUAGAUGAGUUCAUGAAUGGAAGAAGUAAUUUAUUUUGAUCUUUUAUAAUGUAUGACUGGUGCAGAAUCUUAUAUGCUGACAUAUUAUAACGAAUUUAUGAUCUUAUUUCAUGUUAAAGUUACCUGUACUUUUCCUGUUUUAGUUUCAAAUGAACUUAAAAGAAGGAAUCGCGUAGAAAAAGUAAGAUUUUGUAAGUAAUUGUAAUUACUGGAAGAUUCUUAUUACUAACAUUUGUAGUAUGUCAGCAUUUCAUGGUUCUAAUGUUGCAUUUUAUUUAUAAUUGUAUCCCAAUGCAUUUCCAUUUGAUUGGCCAGAAUUAGACUUAAGUAUUAGAAUAGUGCCAAAUUUAAUUAGUUGUAUUUUGUGUUACUUAAUUUAUGUUUAAAUUAAGGCGUGUUUACACGGCGCGCGAACUCCCUUGCGAUUUUAGUUACACCGCGAACUUUUCAGGUUACAAAUACAGUGUGUAAAUCUAAUAUGGGCGAAUUUCUUAACGACGGUCAGUAUUGGACUAGUGACCUACUUAGAAUUGAAAUUAUUAUUUUUUUCUAUACAAAAUAAUUCAACCCGCAAUGUGAUUCAACCACACUCGCUUUAAACGCAGUAAAAAGUUCUUAUCGCGUGUGUAAUAUCAUUAACAGUCAUAGGAACUAUGUUUACAGAAUAUGGCUGCUGACAAAAUAAAAAAAAAAUAUGGGGUGAAAAUUAAGAGCAACUUAAAAACAUCUCUUGAUUAAUGAUAAUACUAACAAUUCUAUGUCAGGUUUAAUUUAUCGCCCGUAUAAGUCUUACACACUGAUCUCAUCUCAUCACAAUGUAAUGAAAUUCGCAUGCUAGUUCUCGCCCCGUGUAAACGUACCCUUAGGUAAGCGUUGGAGAUCUUUCCAUGUUUCGGUUGUUGCCACUCCGCCUAUUUGUUUUUUUUUUGUAUGUAUGUAUGAGAGUGGAUUGUAUGUAAUAUUUAGUAUUGAUAACCUUGUCGUCCUACCUUGCCUUAGUACAGUUAAUUCAAAACUAUCAAAGCGUUUAAAAUGACUAUAUCAUUUAGGCACUGUUUCCACUAAACGCGAAUAAGCGAGCUAUCGGAGAAACGAACAAAAGAUAGUCGCUCGCGUGUAAAUAAAAGAGAGAGACGAACUAUAACUCGCACGCGCUAUCAUCGCGCUUUAGUCACUGGUCCCACCGCGAGCUAGUAAGGCUAUAAAAACG
This is a messenger RNA of Leguminivora glycinivorella, 6100 nucleotides long. RefSeq names its product putative leucine-rich repeat-containing protein DDB_G0290503. Bases 636 to 4307 code for a protein of 1223 amino acids. The transcript is spliced from 19 exons. The record is from RefSeq and is a predicted model, not a curated record. Lineage: Eukaryota; Metazoa; Arthropoda; Insecta; Lepidoptera; Tortricidae.